Molecule: messenger RNA, 1053 nt
Organism: Aureococcus anophagefferens
Lineage: Eukaryota; Pelagophyceae; Pelagomonadales; Pelagomonadaceae
Exons: 1
Coding region: 1-1053 (350 amino acids)
Molecular function (GO): Hsp90 protein binding
Source: RefSeq, a predicted model, not a curated record
AUGCCCUCGACCUCCGCGCAGGCCAAGGCGCGCGGCUCGUCGCUCUACGCGGCCAAAGACUACGCUGGGGCCGCGCGCUGCUUCGGCGAGGCCAUCGCCGCCGCGGGCCCCGCCGACGACGCGGAGCUCCACGUCUACUACGGCAACCGCUGCGCGUGCUACCAGCAGCUGCGCCGGUGGCGCGAGGCCCUCGAGGACGCCGAGGCGGCGACGUCCAUCAAGCCCGGCUGGGCCAAGGGCUGGGCGCGCCUCGGCGCGUGCCUGCGCCAGGCCGGCCGCGGGAACGAGGCGCGCGCGGCGCUGGCCAAGGCCGCGGAGCUCGAGCCGGCGAACGCGUCGUACGCGCGCGCGGCGCGCGGCGACGCCGGCCCGGCCUUCGCCGCGGGCGACGGCGUCCUGGGCACGCUGGUCAAGGCCGCGGCGCACAUCCAGGUCUGGUUCGCGGGCCUCGACGGCCUCAACAAGGUCGGAGUCGUCGUCGCCGUCGUCUUCGCGUUCUACUUUGGCUUGAUGAUGGUCCAGAGCGCCGUCAUGGGGCUCAAGCGCCUCGGCGUCGGCGGCCCGCGGUCGCGGCCCCGGGGCGUGCCGCCGCCGAGCGACCCCUACGAGCGCUACGCGGCGCCCGCGGCGGCGGGGCCCGCGUGCUGCGACAAAUACGGCCGGCGCACGUACGGCGGCACCUACGACGCCUACGGCCGCCCGGCCCGGGGCCACCCGGACUACGCCGACGACGCCUACGGCGACGCCUACGACGCGCCGCCGCCGCCGCCGCGCCGGCCGUCGUCCUACGGGUCCUACGGCGGAUCGUCGUCCUACGGCUCGGGCGGCGGCAUGGGCAUGAUGGGCUUCGCGGCGAUCAUGGUCGCGGCCUGGAAGCUGCCGCCCUACUUCGGCCACGCGCCCUUCUUCGGCAUGUCGCCGAUGACCUUCAUGUGGCUCGUCCAGAUGCUCCAGAACCAGAACCGCCGCGGCGGCCGCCGCAUGCCCAUGGGCGGCAUGGGGGGGCUCGGCGGCCUCGGCGGCUUCGGCCGCCGGCGGGGGAUGUUCUUCUAA